AUGAAGUGGCUGGUGGUGCUUGUGGCAUUGGCAGCGCCAGUUUGGGCAAAAUCCCCGUCUGGCGGUUACGCUCCAGCGAAAGUCGACUGCCCUCUGGGUCCCCUCUUAAGAAACGCCCAUAACUUGUCUGAAGCAGAAGCUAAGUGGGUGAAAGAAAGAAACAAAGUCACUGACGAAAACUUGAAAACGUUCAUCAAAGAUGCCAACUUGGAAGACUUCGAUGUGGACAGUUUCCUAGACAACACUACCGACGGUCGGUCUAUCAAGAUCGGCUUGGCCUUCUCUGGAGGUGGUUACAGAGCCAUGUUGUCGGGAGCUGGUCAAAUGGCAGCAUUGGAUAACAGAACAAAAGGUGCAGACACCAAGGGACUUGGAGGGUUGCUCCAGGCGCUGACGUACUUGGCAGGCUUGUCAGGAGGCAAUUGGCUUGUGGGCACCAUUGCCGUGAACAAUUUCACCUCGGUGCAAGCAUUGAUCGACCAGGACAACUUGUGGAAUCUCAAACACUCCAUUGUCAACAUGGGUGGGUGGAACCCGAUCAAAAUCUACAAUUACUACAAGAAUUUGGGUGAUACUGUCGAUAACAAGGACGACGCUGGGUUUGACAUUUCCUUGACUGAUACGUGGGCCAGAGCAUUGUCCCACCAGUUUUUCCCCGAGAGCUCUGGGUACGGCGCUGACUUGUUGUGGUCGGAUAUCCAAGACAUAGACCCAUUCACCAACCACGAGAUGCCUUUCCCUGUGGUGGUGGCCAAUGGCAGAACGCCAGGCGUCCAGGUCAUUUCAUCAAACUCUACAGUUUUUGAGGUGUCUCCAUACGAGCUUGGCUCCUGGGACCCAUCCUUGCACUCGUUCUUUCAGACAAAGUAUUUGGGAAGUGAAACGAAGGACGGCUCCACCAACGGCUCUUGCGUGGGUGGGUUUGAUAAUGCUGGUUUCAUUAUGGGCACGUCUUCCUCUUUGUUCAACCAGUUCAUCUUGCAUAUCAAUACUACGUCCUUGUCGAGUGUUGUCAAGAGUAUCGUCAAGGGGAUCUUAAAUAAAGUGUCUCACGAUGAAGACGAUAUUGCCGUGUACAAGCCCAACCCGUUCUACGACUACACAAAUGCCAGUUACCAUAGUAUCGUGAAAAACGACACCCUUUACUUGUGUGAUGGAGGUGAGGAUGGCCAGAAUGUGCCAUUAUAUCCAUUGAUCCAGCCAGUUCGUGAACUCGAUGUCAUUUUCGCAUACGAUAACUCUGCCGACAGACAGAGUUGGCCCGAUGGAACAUCCUUGGUGAAGACGUACGAGAGACAAUUCACCUCUCAAGGUAACGGCUCGAUCUUCCCUUACGUUCCUGACCCAAACACCUUCAUCAACUUGAACAUGACUGCCCGGCCAGCUUUUUUUGGAUGUGAUGCCAAAAACCUCACGUCUUUGCUCGAUGAAGGUCAAGAUGAAAACGACGUGUACAAGGCUCCCUUGAUUGUCUACACCGCAAACAGACCUUUCACUUACUGGGCAAACCAGAGUACAUUCAAGCUCUCAUGGGAAGAGCCCGAGAAGCUUGGAAUGAUCAAGAACGGGUUCGAGGUUGCCUCAAGAUUAAAUCUUACCCUCGAUAAGGAGUGGAAAGCGUGUGUGAGUUGCGCUAUCAUCAGAAGAGAGCAGGAGAGACAAGGCAUCGAACAGUCGGAGCAGUGCAAGAAGUGUUUCCAGCAAUACUGCUGGGACGGUUCUUUGGAUACGGGUCCAGUGAAUGUCAACUUCACCACUACCGGUACAACCAACGGCACCAACAACGUUGGCAACAGAACCAUCAGCGGCGCUGUUUCUAUCCUUGCUUAUGCCUCUGGCUCGUACACCUGGGUCAGGGCUGUGGGCUAUGCCCUUUUGGUGGUGCUUGUGUGCUCCAUCAACCUUUGA
Candidozyma auris is the source of this 1908-nucleotide messenger RNA. RefSeq names its product lysophospholipase (gene PLB3). The coding region runs from base 1 to 1908 and encodes 635 amino acids. Gene Ontology annotation, cellular component: plasma membrane; intracellular membrane-bounded organelle; cytosol. Gene Ontology annotation, biological process: glycerophospholipid catabolic process. The transcript has a single exon. Lineage: Eukaryota; Fungi; Ascomycota; Pichiomycetes; Serinales; Metschnikowiaceae. The record is from RefSeq and is a predicted model, not a curated record. Gene Ontology annotation, molecular function: A2-type glycerophospholipase activity.